AUGUUCUCAUCACAAUCAUCACAAUCACCACUACAACGAACGAACGAUCGCCAUUCGAGUAUGGAACGGAGGCUUGUGGCUCUGAGGAAUCACUGUUCACCAACCAUGAAGGAAGCUUCUGCUCAUUCACUUGAUAUUACUUUUAAUGCGAUCGAUGUGAAUCAUACGGCAGGAGAAACUUAUUGUUCAAAAUCGUUGGAGUCAUCAUCAUCGGAAUGCUGCUCUUGUUCACAUAGGAAAACUUCUACCAGUACAACAAAUUCUUCACCACAAGUAUCAUCAUCAUCACCAUCAUCCUCUGCAUCAACAUCCUAUCAAGCAAGACCGAUUGAACCCUCCGAUUACGAAAAGGGAUAUUUGACUCUUCUCUCUCAACUCACCACUGUUGGGGAUAUUUCACGAGAGAACUUUUUGAAACGUCUUUCUCAACUCGAUCCCAAUACCUAUCGAAUUGUGGUGAUUGAAGAUCCAAAGAGUCAUCGCAUCGUUGCAGCAGCUACUGUUUUCGUUGAGAAGAAAUUUGUGCAUGAAUGUGGAAGUGUGGGUCAUAUUGAAGAUGUCGUUGUGGAUGCUAAUGUUCGAGGUCAACAUUUGGGAGUCAAAGUUAUUGAGGCAUGCAAACAAUUUGCUCAAGAACAAGGAUGCUACAAAACCAUUUUGGAUUGUUCUGAGAAGAAUGUUAAAUUUUAUGAAAAAUGUGGAUUUGUGAGAAAGGAAAUUCAAAUGAGAUUUGAUCAUGAACAUUAA
Naegleria fowleri is the source of this 747-nucleotide messenger RNA. RefSeq lists its product as uncharacterized. Gene Ontology annotation, cellular component: endoplasmic reticulum; endoplasmic reticulum-Golgi intermediate compartment; Golgi apparatus. The record is from RefSeq and is a predicted model, not a curated record. Gene Ontology annotation, molecular function: glucosamine 6-phosphate N-acetyltransferase activity; monosaccharide binding. Gene Ontology annotation, biological process: UDP-N-acetylglucosamine biosynthetic process. The coding region runs from base 1 to 747 and encodes 248 amino acids. The transcript has a single exon. Lineage: Eukaryota; Heterolobosea; Eutetramitea; Acrasida; Naegleriidae.